This is a messenger RNA of Salvia miltiorrhiza (redroot sage), 2743 nucleotides long. RefSeq lists its product as uncharacterized. NCBI's taxonomy places the organism in Eukaryota, Viridiplantae, Streptophyta, Magnoliopsida, Lamiales, Lamiaceae. The coding region runs from base 375 to 2384 and encodes 669 amino acids. The transcript is spliced from 3 exons. The record is from RefSeq and is a predicted model, not a curated record.
CUUUAUUUUGAUAUCUCCCCCUGAAAAUUGUGACAUUUCCUUAUUUGGAAAUAAUUUUACAAACCAUUUUUCUUACUAUUUACAAAAAAGAUUUGAGACCCAAUUUCCACUCAAACAUAAAAAUUGGGGGAAAUAUAAUGCUUACGCAAGGGCCAUCCUAUCCAACUUUUAGGCAUUAAAAUACGUUUCAAGCGCGGAUGAUUAUCAUAAGAGAUUCCCAACAUAUCAUAGGAUUCUCGUUCUUGAAAAUCCACGCUUUUCCAAACCCAUAAAACAGACGGAAUUCUAGGAUUCCUCCUCGAGGUAUUACAAAGGGAUGAGAAUUUCCCCAAAAAGUUGAAAUCAUCCAAACUACAGAACACUUGUUUUGGCUGAUGGGAGAAGUUAUGGAAGUAUUCCUAGUAGGUUGGAUAAACUUCUUGAAUGAAUGGCAAGUGAGGAUGUUCGUUAUCCUGAGCCUAGCAUUGCAAAUUUUACUGGUGUUGUUGGGCAAUCGCAGGAAGUAUGUAUGCAAGGUUUGGAUAAGAAUCAUUAUUUGGUGUGCGUACGUAUUGGCAGAUUGGGUGGCAGUGGUUUCCCUCGGCGUCAUCGCCAAGAACACUCUUGAUGCUUGCGAGAAGAGUAUGAAUGAUAAGCCCGGAAUUCAACUGAAUCUGUUCUGGGCUCAAUUCUUUCUCGUGCAUUUAGGUGGCCCCGACACCAUCACCGCAUAUUCUCUGGAAGAUAACGAGCUGUGGCUGCGGCAUUUGGUGGGAAUGCUCAUUCAUACUGGCCUUGCUUUCUAUGCACUGCUUGUUGCUUUCCCCGCCUCCGACUGGCUUCCUUAUCUCAACCUACUCGUCUUCACCGCCGGCUCAAUCAAGUAUGGAGAGCGCGUGUCCACGCUCUGUGCUGCCAGCAGUGAGAAUUUCCGCGACUCUAUGCUUCCACAGCCUAAUCCAGGUCCCGACUACGCCAAAUUCAUGGAAAGAUACACCUUGAAGAAGGCUGAGGGCUACAAUGUUGCGGUGGAUUCGGUUAUGGAUAUGCCUGUUCUUCCUCGCCACGACUUCCCCGACCCACCUGGUGUACCUGAAGCUUAUCAUCUGUUCUCCACGUUUAAGCGCCUCUUUGCAGGCUCCAUCUUGAGUUUUGAAGAUCGCGACUGCAGCAAAUACAUCUUCCAGAGGCUGUCGGAGAAGCAAGCUUUUCAUCUUGUUGAGAUUGAGCUUGGCUUCAUGUUUGAUGAGCUCUACACAAAGGCCUCCAUCGUGUACAAUCUCCGUGGCUGUGUGCUUCGGAUGAUCACCUUCUCUCUCACCCUCUUCGCCUGGCUAGCGUUUCAGCUCACCACCGAGAAGAGCAACUACUCGAAUCUCGACUUGGGCAUCACUCACUUGUUGCUUUGGGUGGCCAUCUGCUUAGAGAUAUACGCUGUCGGGGCUCUCGUAGACUCAGAUUGGAUGCAUAGGUUGAGCAGAGUAGACAGAGCAUCUGCUUUUGGUCGCGCGAUUCAGUGGUUUCAGCAGCCAAUCAAGAAGAGGUGGUCCAUGAAAGUUGCUCAACACAAUCUGUUUGAUCUUUGCCUCAUGGAAAAAUCUGCAUUGCUCCUAAGAAGCAUCAGAAAGCUUACUAAAAUCAAUAAUCACGUAGAAAAGCAUUGGAACAAGUCCUUCGUCGACGUCUCCGAUGAUCUGAAAGAGCUAUUGUUUAGGGAGUUGAAGAGUUACACAAGUGGUUGUGAUCCUGCAGCUAUAUGGAGCAGAAAGGGAAGUUUCACUCUUGAAAAGUACCCAUCGAUAUCUGAGUCUGUUGGUUGGAUUAGAAAGAGAGAGUUUGAGGAGAGGAUCCUCCUCUGGCACAUUGCCACAGACAUCUGCUAUUCUCUCGAACCUCCUGGCACUCAAAGUAAGCAAACUGCAGGCCACAGCAAGCUUAUAUCUGAGUACAUGUUGUAUCUCCUCAUAGUGUGCCCUUUCAUGCUACCAAAUGGGAUAGGGAUGAUAAGAUUCCGAGACACGUGUGCUGAGGCCAGAGAGUUUCUGAGUGGGAGAGACGCGAUUAUAUCCAAAGAUGAUGCUUACAGGAAGUUGCGUGAUGUCGACACUCAAGUGCCACCGGCUCAAGUGAAGGGUGACCGGAGCAAAAGCGUGCUGUUUGAUGCUUGUAUACUGGCUAAGUCGCUCUUAGAAGAGAAGGUGCAGAGGUGGGAGAUUAUAAGCAAAGUGUGGGUGGAGAUGUUAGCGUACGCGGCUACAAAUUGUGGCGGCAACCACCAUGCCCGCCAGCUGCGCAAGGGGGGAGAGCUGCUCACUCAUGUUUGGCUUCUCAUGGCACAUUUAGGUAUCACAGAGCAGUUCCAGAUAUCUCAGGGACAUGCUAGAGCUAAAAUCCUAGUAAAAUAGAUACUUUCAGCCUUUUUUUGUCUCAAUCAAUAUUCUUUUAUUAUCUAAGCCUGCCUUUACUUUGAUAAUAUUAUCCACUCAAAAAUGGAUGGAUAAUAUGUCUCAAUGUAGUUGUCAAGUAGCAUUAGGUUGUAGUUUUUUCACUGAAUCAUGUGUUCAUGUUUUUUGGCAUCUACAGAUUAGAUUUGGGUCUAAAUGUGGUGUUCACCUAUCCAUGGCUCCCAACGUUUAUGUAGUUUGUCUGCAGAAUGAGGAAUUUUGAUGCCUCGUGAUGUCUAAACUAUUCAAAGCCUUGUGAUUGUUUCUGCGGUUUGGACUUUAUGCAAUGCAAUUGCAGGUUCGUUGUGAUGCACAAGAAA